Messenger RNA from Carlito syrichta (Philippine tarsier), 768 nucleotides. It is a transcript of the gene FLT3LG, whose product is annotated as fms related tyrosine kinase 3 ligand. Gene Ontology annotation, molecular function: cytokine activity; receptor tyrosine kinase binding. Lineage: Eukaryota; Metazoa; Chordata; Mammalia; Primates; Tarsiidae. Bases 1 to 768 code for a protein of 255 amino acids. The transcript has 7 exons. The record is from RefSeq and is a predicted model, not a curated record. Gene Ontology annotation, biological process: positive regulation of cell population proliferation. Gene Ontology annotation, cellular component: cell surface; membrane.
AUGGGGCAGAGGGACCCGGGAACUGGACAGCAAGCCCAAGAGGCCGAGCCCCCGGGAGAAAUGGGCGGAGACGGAGACGCACCUGGGGAAGAUACCCCCCUGCUGCUGCUCCUGCUGCUGAGCUUGGAAGCCCGUGGGACCCUGAACUGCUCCUUUGAGCACAAUCCCAUCACCUCCAACUUUGCCUUCAAGAUCCGCAAUCUGUCUGACCACAUGCUUCAAGAUUACCCGGUCACCGUGGCAUCCAACCUGCAGGAGGAGGAGUUCUGUGGACCCCUCUGGCGGCUGUUCCUGGCCCAGCGCUGGAUGGAACGGCUCAAGACCGUGGCCGGGUCCAAGAUACAAGGGCUUCUGGAGCAGGUCAACACAGAGAUACACUUUGUCACCUUGUGUGACUUUCAGCCCCUCCCCAGCUGUCUUCGCUUCGUCCAGACCAACAUCUCCCACCUCCUGCAGGACACCUCCGAGCAGCUGAGGGCGCUAAAGCCUCGGAUCACCGGACAGAAUUUCUCUCAGUGCCUGGAGCUGGAGUGUCAGCCCGACCCCUCCACCCUGCCGCCCCCAAGGUCCGAGGCCCUGGAGGCCACAGUCCCGCCAACCCCUCAGCCCUUUCUGCUGCUGCUCCUACUGCUGCUGCCCAUGGUCCUCCUGCUGCCAGCCGUGGCCUGGUGCCAGCACCAGCGAAGGACAAGGUGGAGGACGCCCUGCCCUGGGGAGCAGGUGCCCCCUGCCUCCAUUCCCCAGGAUGUGCUGCUUGUGGACCACUGA